Messenger RNA from Drosophila yakuba, 1941 nucleotides. RefSeq lists its product as uncharacterized. Lineage: Eukaryota; Metazoa; Arthropoda; Insecta; Diptera; Drosophilidae. The transcript is spliced from 3 exons. The record is from RefSeq and is a predicted model, not a curated record. Bases 211 to 1884 code for a protein of 557 amino acids.
GGUUUUCCCAGCCCUUGCGACUGCGCAGACGAAGUGCAUUCGAAACCAGGACAGCAAUGUGGUGCGUGACCUGGCGAAUGGUGUGCCCAAAACGGAAGUGCACAAAAACAAACAGUGCAGGGUUACCGCUGGCAACAACUGUAUAUUGUGGCUGAUAUUGAUAAAGCGGGUUGAAGCAAUUCCAGUGGUAACUCUUUGGCUUCUCGCAGCAUGAACUCGCACAUUCUGAAUUCCUGUGUGAAAGUGCCCAUCGAUCCGUGCAAUAACUGUCCGGCGCCGGUAUACAAUCGCCCCAAGCUUUGCUCCUUUGGUGGAAGGAAGCCGUCUGAUAAGGCUCCCACUUCACAGGCGGAUGCAGAGACUCCUGCUUGGAGAAGCCAUAUGGGGGUCAGGUCCCUAGCUAAAUUUUACGACAGUAUACCUGACUACUGUGAUGUUAAGCACCUGCACCAAGCUGAGUUCUACUCAACUCUGGAGAGCCUGCGAAGCACCAGCCGAGAAUUGCGAUCUCAGUCAGCAACUGCUCCAAUUUUAGAGCAAAGUGCUAGUGUCAGCAGCAGUUCUGUCUGUCAUGGAAAGUCUAAAAAGCGGCCUUCCAAGGUGAAAAAGAUAAGAAAACGUCCUUUGGUGCUGGAUUCUGCUCCUUCGCCAGAAAUUUUAGUGAUCCCCAAUCAACAGGAUAGAUGCGUUACGCAUCCAGUUGUGCAUACUCCCAGUUGUCUAAGCGAUGAGUACGACAAGUGCCUUAGGGACUUGAGUCGCCUAAAAAGCUUUAAAGAGGAUUUUGCUGUGGAGGUUGCAGAUUUCAAGAGGUCCCUUAAGAACUUUGAAGCGGAGUUCCGCAGGCCAAAGUCCACAAGCAGCAAUGGGACUCAAACACAACCCAACAAGCAGAGUCAGACACAAAACCGCUGUCAGAAGACUGCCAAUCCUCCCCAGAACACGGCAGAACGGGCGAAGUGCCGGAGGGAAAUGCUACGCAGGUGCUUCAGUGUCAACGAUCUUCAAGGAAUUAGCUCAGAGGUUCAUUCGAAGCCUUCCAAACUAGUUCAGCCUGCGCGAAGCAACUACUUUCCGCCCAGUAAGCAGGAGGAAGUUCCCAAGAUUCAAUCGCCCUCCUCAACGAAGCGAAGUAGUAGUGCUUCCACCGCAGCAAGAGGUCGAGAAAGACGCGGCAGAAUAAGGAAACCAAAGCCAGCGCCUAACGCAAGGGAUGAGAAACCACUACCUCCGCUGUACAUCUAUGAGUUGCCAGAGGGAUCGGUCCAGAGGAGAACGCCCAGUGUGUCACCGCUGCACCCAGUAUCUCGUCCUAAUCUAGCGGCAACUUUGAGAGCUGAAGUCUCUAGGAAAAAGGUUAAGGAGCUGAAAAACAACUGCACUUAUCAUGAUCCUCGUCCGCAAUUCGAUUGGGAGGUGAGAAAAACUCCUGCUUGGAAAUCGCUGUCCUUGAACGAAUCUCACAAAGCUUUGUUAUCCAUCCGACUGGCCACCCGGAGGGCAGAGCAGGCUUUUCAGGAGCGCCAGUACGAACUACAUAUGGAAAUGAUGCGCCAACGGGUAAAAUCCGCUCCGCUUCUUCUUGAAGGUCCCACAUUCUGGGGCCCGGAAGUGGGCAAGCUCACCCACACCUGCCGGAGUGAGGAAUUGCGUCAUUCCUGUGAGGAAAGCCGGCAACGUAGAAAGAAAAAGUCCGACUGUCCAGUUCCAGAUGCGGAUACUAAGCUGCAGCAGCUGCGCAAGAUCUAUGGUUCUGAAAAGUCUUGUUCGAGGCAGUCUCAAAGAAGCAAGCGGUCCGGACGACGACCGCAAGGGCUGACGACUGACACGCCCAUCCAUGAUAGCGGUGACGACCUGUGCAGCGUAGAUCGAGCUUUCCUCUAGAGAUUCACAUAAUUUCCAAGCACAUAGUCACAAUAUAUAUAUACUCUUUUGAAAUGA